UUGAUCUUUGAUGGGUUUUUAUUCAAUAUUAUAACAGACCAUAUAAAUUUGCCUUCUUUUUUUUCUCAGUUCCAAAUCCCAAGCUUAAAUACAAAACCCCCCAAAAAAAAUUUCACCCAUUUUGGGGCUGCUCUCCUCAGCUUAUUAUCUCCCAUUUUCCUGAGAAACUGGAGAAGGGCUUUUCUUUUCCAAAGAAUAGGGACUCGUUUUGCUCUCCCAGGCUUUGGAAAUGUAUGCAGAAACUGAGCAUUUGAUUCCUUACUUCCAGAAUUUCUCUGAUGAGUUUCAACUAGCUAGGGAAUUCUGCAAAAUCCACAAGCUUGACUCUCCAUUGAGUAACAUGGUUCAAACAUCAAUUGUUUGUGAAUACAACAUGGGCGGUGAAGGCGACCUAUUCAAAGCUCCAGAGCCAAUUAUUGGGGAAUCGUUUUCAGGUCUCGAUCCUAUGACUGCAAUUUCGAUGAUAUCCUGCGGGGAAGCAGACAUCUCCUUGGAAGGACUUAAAGAUGCGGAUUUUGAACCAUUUCAAAGUGAUCAGCUCUUGAGUGAGGUUUACUAUGAGUGUGGGAAGGAUCUAUUAGAGAAAGCAGCAAUACAAACACCACUAGUUGAAGUUUCCGACCUUAAGGAUGCGAUUAUACAAACGAAUGAACACCAAAUUUCGGAAAACAAACCAGUUCCUGAUGCAACACUUCAGAAGAGUGUCAGCUCAGGAUGUUUAAGGUCAAUGGACUGGAUGCAAGGCCCUGCAGUGAAGUCCAGUCUUUUGGAUUUCAGCGGAAUGGAUAUGAGUGCUGUCUACGGGAUGCGACGGGCAUUUAGCGAAGGAGAUAUCAAGACUCUUAGCAACGGCAAUGGUAGCCAGUUCCAUUCUCCUCUCGAGCGGCCGCUGCUAGUCAGCAACUGCACUGCUGAAGAGCGCAAAGAAAAGCUCUCAAGAUACCGAAAUAAGAAGACGAAAAGGAACUUUGGCAGAAAGAUCAAGUAUGCUUGCAGGAAGGCCCUGGCUGACAGCCAACCAAGAAUCAGAGGAAGGUUUGCCAAGACUGAAGAAUCUGAGAUGAAAAGGCAUUGAUUUCUAUGAUGGAAAACCAGAGGUUAGAAGAAGAAUUUGCUGUUAGUUUCUUUAGAAAGGCUGGGUAGAACAUAGAUUUGUAAAUAGUGUUUGCUUAAUAAAACAAAAAGAAGAAGAAGAAGAAGAAGAAGCAGAAGUUAUUUGUUCAUAUUAAUGCUGCUGCUGCUGCUGCUCUGUAAUGUUGAUGUUUGUAUUUCCUAAUUCAAGUGUUAUGAUCUGUAUCACUUACAGUUCUAAUUAUGGUACCAGAAACAUUGCCUCAAACAAUGUUCUGAGUUCAUUUUAUUUAAAGCUCCAGAUUUGAUCAUGA
Molecule: messenger RNA, 1385 nt
Organism: Momordica charantia (bitter melon)
Lineage: Eukaryota; Viridiplantae; Streptophyta; Magnoliopsida; Cucurbitales; Cucurbitaceae
Biological process (GO): regulation of flower development
Cellular component (GO): nucleus
Molecular function (GO): DNA-binding transcription factor activity; protein binding
Source: RefSeq, a predicted model, not a curated record